AUGUUCGCACAGUCCAUCAUCCUGGCCUCUGCUCUCGCAGCUGGCACAAUGGCCCAAACCACCUCAGUCACCAGCUUGUAUCUCUACGGCUCGGAGGGCGAUAAUAUCGUGGCUUCUGUGAUAUCUGCUGCCCCCGAUGAGACGACGUAUUUCGUUACUUGCGCACCUGGCACGGAUGGUAGCGAUUGUGGAUUUGGACCGGGAAUCACUUUCGUCAAUGGCCCGUCGACCCUUGCUCUUCACGUCACUGAGGCCGAUGCUUUCACGAUGGACGUCGACUGCAAGAUCGCCUCUGACACGGCGACCUGCGCGGAGACGGCCGCUGGUCCCGAGGCGAACGACCCUGGUACCACGACUGGUGUCAUUGCCAGUGACCUCUCGAACAGCUUGCUGCCUGUCACGAUCACAGCCGGCCUGGAGAAAAUCCAGGGCGGCGGCAGCACCACGGCCACUGGCUCUUCCACCACCUCCGGGACCGCCGAGCCGACUGGGUCUGCGUCGUCUGGCCCGUCAGAGACAGGUUCUUCUGCCUCGAUGACUGGCAAGGCUACCUCUACAAAGGGUACUUCCACGUCCGCAUCCGCAUCGGCUUCCUCGACUUCAAACUCUUCGACUAGUGGUGCCAUGGCCGGGGCAGGCCAAAAUCUCGUCCUUGCUGGGCUCGCUGGUGUUGUUGGGCUUGUGAUGGCAUUGUAG
This is a messenger RNA of Diaporthe amygdali, 696 nucleotides long. Its product is annotated as gpi anchored. Lineage: Eukaryota; Fungi; Ascomycota; Sordariomycetes; Diaporthales; Diaporthaceae. The record is from RefSeq and is a predicted model, not a curated record. The transcript is spliced from 3 exons. Bases 1 to 696 code for a protein of 231 amino acids.